AUGGCCAUGUCCCAGAAAUCAUUGACCUUCUGGGACGUGUUCAUGGACUUUACCUUGGAGGAGUGGCAGCAACUGGACUCCACUCAGAAGAGCCUCUACAGAGACGUCAUGCUGGAGAACUACAGCCACCUGGUCUCUGUGGGAUACCUUGUAGCCAAACCAGAUGUGAUCUUCAGGUUGGGACAAGUAGAGGCCAGGAAGGCAGAUGGAGAACCCGCAACCCAGAGCUGUCCAGAAUUUUUGCAAGUUGAUGACCAGAUAGAUAACCACAAGGAAAGCCAAGAUAAACCUCUGUGGCAAGCUGCAUUUAUGGAAAAGGAAACAAUGAAUGAUGAAUGUGGCCAAGAAUUCAAAACAUUCAGAAAAAUCAUUUAUCCCUGCACAGACUUUGUUUCUAUAAGACAAAGACUCCUUAAAUAUUAUCCAUGGGAAAUGUUCAAAACAUCGUUUAAAUUUUCUUAGUCAAAAUAGAAGCCAUGUAAGAAGGAAAGAUGA
Messenger RNA from Pteropus alecto (black flying fox), 495 nucleotides. It is a transcript of the gene KRABD4, whose product is annotated as KRAB box domain containing 4. Gene Ontology annotation, biological process: regulation of DNA-templated transcription. The record is from RefSeq and is a predicted model, not a curated record. NCBI's taxonomy places the organism in Eukaryota, Metazoa, Chordata, Mammalia, Chiroptera, Pteropodidae.